Messenger RNA from Saccharomyces kudriavzevii IFO 1802, 456 nucleotides. It is a transcript of the gene CHZ1, whose product is annotated as Chz1p. Lineage: Eukaryota; Fungi; Ascomycota; Saccharomycetes; Saccharomycetales; Saccharomycetaceae. The record is from RefSeq and is a predicted model, not a curated record. The transcript has a single exon. The coding region runs from base 1 to 456 and encodes 151 amino acids.
AUGGCCGAGGAAGCAAAGGACAAGCGUCUAUUAGAAGAACAAAAAGAAUCUACGGACACCAAGUCCGAAAAACCUGUAGAACCUAGGUCUAAAAGAAGAAGAAGAAGAAACUACGACGACUAUGAUGCUGAAGUAGCCAAAGAAGAGACCAAGGCUAAAAGCUACCCCGCAAAGAGCGAGAGAAAUGAGGCUGCAGAAGACUCAGAGUCCGAUAUGGAUGAUGCCAAAUUGGACGCCUUGAUGGGCAAUGAAGGGGAAGAAGAAGACGAUGACUUGGCGGAAAUAGAUACGUCCAAUAUAAUUACAUCUGGAAGAAGAACACGCGGCAAAGUAAUCGACUAUAAGAAGACUGCGGAGGACCUGGACAAGAAGGAACUCAAUGCUAACUCCAAUGAUGAUGCAAAAAAUGAUGGAGAAGAAGACGACGAUGAGGACGAUGAUUUCAGAGAACAAUGA